UAUUACUCAUUAUUCAAUGGGAUAAUGCUGUUUAGGGUAUUAAGGUUAAGAAAGGAAAUGCUAAAUUAUUUUGUAAACUUAGAUCCAAAAUACAAUUAUCUCUGAACAAGAUCUGAACUAUAUUAAUUAAAUUAAGCUUAUACAAGGUAAUAGAAAUAAAUCUAGAUUAGCUUGUGUCAGAGGGUAUUUAGUAAGAAAAAGAUAUUAGGGAUUAAUCUAAAAAUUGAAAGAAAAAAAUAUUUUAAUGAAGGAAUAGAAAUACAACUUAAAUGAGUUGAGUUUCAAUGACUCUACACCAUUUUAAGACACUAAACCAUCUUAGAUUACUAAAUUGGAAUGCUUACAAGCAGAAAAAAUAAAACGAUUGGACAAAGUACCUGAUUAUUUAGUUAAUAGAGUGAAUAAGGUAAUAUGACACUUUACUUUUAAUUUAAAGAUUCUGUAAUAAUAUACAUCAUUUAAUUAUGAUAAUGAAGAAGAGAAUAAAUUUGAUUUUUAGAUCCAUCAAUCGGAUGAUGGUUGCAUUUAUUAAGGACAGUGGAAAAAUGGGUACUGUAAAUAAUAAUUUUGAUGAGAUUGAAGCAUGGUUGUGGUAGACAAUAUUGGCUUAAUGGUUCAUAUUAUGAAGGAUAUUGGGCAGAUAACAUGUUCCAAGGAAGAGGUAGGUUAAUCAAAUUGGAUGGUGACAUUUAUGAAGGAGAAUUCAAAAAUAAUAAGGCUUCAGGAAAAGUUAUAGUAAUUUAAUAUCUAGGGAACUCUUUACAGUGUGGAAGGUCUUAAAUAUGAAGGAUAAUGGGAAGAAAAUGCCAAAAAUGGUUAUGGCACUGAAACUUGGUGUGAUGGAUCUGUUUAUGAGGGUUAUUAUAAAAAUGGUCUCAAAAAUGGAUUAGGAACAUUUAAAUGGGCUGAUGGAUCGGUCUACAAUGGAGAAUUUAUUAAUGGAAAUAUUGAAGGAGAAGGUGAAUUCAAGUGGGAGGAUGGUAGAAUUUAUAGAGGUCAAUGGAAGAACAAUUAAAUGGAUGGUUAAGGAGUAAAACUAUUAUCCGAUUUUAGAUUUUCCAAUGGCCAGAUAAUCGAAAAUAUUUAGGUAGCUAUUCGAAUGGUGUUAAAGAAGGUUUUGGAUCAUUUGAAUGGCCUGAUGGUAGAGUAAGCAUCAUAUUUUAUCUAAGAUUUAUAAAGGUCAGUGGCUAAAUAACAAGCAGCAUGGAUUAGGAACCUAUUUAGGAUCGAAUGGUAUAGAAAAGGAAGGAGAAUGGGCUGAAGGUAAACUAGUACGUUGGUAAAAGAAUAAAAAUCGAAUCUAAGACUCUUGA
This is a messenger RNA of Paramecium octaurelia, 1313 nucleotides long. Lineage: Eukaryota; Ciliophora; Oligohymenophorea; Peniculida; Parameciidae. The record is from the annotation of a GenBank genome assembly.